This is a messenger RNA of Geodia barretti, 3524 nucleotides long. Lineage: Eukaryota; Metazoa; Porifera; Demospongiae; Tetractinellida; Geodiidae. The record is from the annotation of a GenBank genome assembly.
AGCGGAAGGCAAUGUGGCUGUGCUGGACGCUGGGGGAGGAGGGGGAGCUGUCGAGAAAGGCGGUGAAGGCGAAGCUAAUGGUGACAGUCAAAAGCUCUCCAGCCGCAGAAAAGGAAGCGGGAAACAUAAGGGUUCCGCAUGAGCAUCGACUCCGCCAGUCCUCCGCCAACUGUCUCGCGAGACACACCCUCGCGAUCGUGAUCGUUACCGCGACGGAGUCGGCGAGAGCGGUACCGACCACAGAGAGGGCGAUGUGAGGGAGAGUGAGACAGUUACAGGAGAGAGAGACAGAGAGGCCGACUACUACUCACAUAAGGAACGCGACCGCGACGGAUACAGAGGAAGGUGGAGAGGUGAUAGGGAUCGCUAUCAUCCACCGCCACGCUACUCUAGCCAUCCCGUACACGAUUAUGGCGGAGGGAGACGAAGCUGGCGGUCUUACCCACAAGGAGGAGGACGAGGAGCUGGUGGAAGCGGGGGUUUCCAGUAUCCUCAGCCUCAUGCUCAGAUGCAGUACUACAAUGGUCCCAUGUCCGGAGGGGCCCCGGGGGGCAUGUACUACCAGCAAUUUCCGGCCCCCAUGUACUACAACCCCAGUCCCCCCAUCCCUCCCAUGGACAAGGGGACUCUUCAGGACUGCAUCCGUACACAAAUAGAAUACUACUUUAGUGACGAAAAUCUUCAGAAGGAUUUCUUUCUGCGACGACAGAUGACCCACGAGGGCUACGUUCACCUGACCGUGAUUGGAAGGUUCAACAGAGUGCGGGCUCUCACUCAGGACCCGGUGGCCAUCAAGGAGGCAAUGGUCGGCAGCACCUUUGUCGAGAUGGCUCCAGAUGGAAAACACUUGAGGCAGCGAGAGGGUUGGCAGAGGUGGGUGGUGCAGGGACAGACCCCUGGCCAACCUGGAUACCCUGGUCCUGGAGGGUUCCAUCAGUUUGUACCCCCGGAGGGUUACGAGGGGGGCGGGGGAAUAUCUCCCCUCACUCCCCCAUUCAUUGUGGGUCCCCACGGCCAUCCUCUCAUGGAGGGACUCGAGGUGCCUCCAGAAUUUAUGCCGGCACUUGGCAUUGCCUUGGACAGUAGGGGAUACUAUGGACCAGAGCCUCCAGUGGACUAUGGCGACAUCUCCCCUCACUUUUCAACCUCCGACGUUGAGAGUGGUCAGACUAGUGGGAUAGAGAGCGAGGCUACGGGGUCGGAGAUCCACGACACUCACUCCGUCGACCGCUCCCCUCCCUCCCACCCUCACUCCACCAUCACCUCUGGCAGCAGUAGCAGUGGUGGGGCCAGCGAGCGAGACAGAGAGGGGAAGGAGGGAGGAGGGGGAGGGGUUGCGAGGGUGGACAGUGGGGUUGGGAAGGAGGAGUGGGUGUCGGUUCAGAGGAAGAAGAAGCCUUCCGGAGGAGAAGGAAGGGGGUCAAAGUCUCGGCAGCAGCCGGGAGAAGACCACACCCACAGGGCGGAGUCUCAUUCAGAGGACCUGGGCUUCCAGUUUGACGAGGAGUUCCAGGAGUUGGGAGGAAAGAAGCACGGCUUCUCUGAGCAGCCUUGGGACCCUGACAGGUCAACAACCAGCUCCACCGAUGACGAAAUGGACGACCACGAAUUGGGGAAGCUCCUGAUCGUUACCCAGACCUCCCACGCCUCUCCCGCCGGGACCAGGAAACACCCGGGCGGAGACCGAACCGGAAACUUCCUGUCUCGAGCCAAAGUGACGGCCGAAAUCGCCAAAACCAUCAACGAUGGCCUUUACUUCUACGAACAGGAUCUUCAUUUCGAUACUGAGGGGGAGGAGUCUUAUCGCACGAGAAAACACAAUGUGCAUCCUAAAGUGGGUCUGGUGACAAAGGAAGAGUUUGAGACCCAGAGAGGAGGGGAGGAGGGAGGGAGGGAGGGGGAGGAGGGGGACGGGGAGAUGGUGUUCCCUCUCGACCUCCAGGAGGGGGCCGGGGGAGGAGGAGAGACGGAAGGACACGUGGAAGGUGAGGCUCCUCAAAGGGAAGCAGCUGUCCAGACACCUUCAGUGGAGAAGAAAGAUGAAGCUGUGCCGACUAGUCAGCCCUACGUUCCGCCAGGACGCAGGGAGCAGCUACGAGAGGGUCCUCCCUGUCUCAUUCCCAGACCUGGAGACAGGGCACGGUUCUAUCCCGUUCCAAUCAAACAUGAGCAACCCUCUGAACAGCAGUUUCCGCCGAAGCAGAAAACCAAGUACAGUAAGGAUCCUCCGGUGGAGAGCCACGUUGGCUGGGUUAUGGCGGGAAGACCUCCACGGUCUCGUCAGAGUUCCUCUGGUCCCAACUAUGAUCUUGUGAGCAGUCCUGAUCUCCACUCGAGCUCGCCGGCUGCCCACUCCAUCCCCACCUUCCAACAUCCCUCCCACACCCUCCUCAAAGCCAGCGGCUUCCAACAACAGCAGUACCACAAGUUCCGGCACAGGUGCCUCAAAGAGAGGAAGAGGUUGGGUGGUGGUAAAUCGCAAGAAAUGAACACUCUUUUCCGUUUCUGGUCGUUUUUCCUUAGGUCGCACUUCAACAGAAAAAUGUACGAGGAGUUCAAGACGUAUGCUCUAGAAGAUGCACAACUAGGCUACAGGUAUGGAUUGGAGUGUCUGUUCAGGUUCUACAGCUAUGGACUGGAGAAGAAGUUUCGUAUGGCAGUCUUCGCUGAUUUCCAGGAGGAGACACUCAAAGACCAGGACGCUGGCUUUUACUAUGGCCUCGAAAAAUUUUGGGCUUUCUUAACAUAUUACAAGGGUAAGGCAAACUUUACAGUGGACCCAGAGCUAAAAAAGAGACUGGAUGACUUUAAAACUUUGGAUGACUUUAGACUGGCAGUAAGUAGAAGUACCCUCAGAACCUUCUGAUCUUAUGUCAUAAACAUUCCCUCUAUCAACCAUCGUCUGUGUGUGAGCAGCAAGGAUUACCUCCCCCCUCGUCCUCCUCUUCCUCUUCCUCCAAAUCUCCACAAUCCUUGACUGCAACUCCUAGCAAGAAGUCCACAGGUUCAGGCUCUCAAUCUCAACAUCUUCAACAGCAGGCCACUUCGGUUGGCUCGUCUUCCCCCCUCUCCCCUCCUCCCCCUCCCACCCACUAGCCACAGAGACCUCUCUCCCUCAUCCAUCUACUGUUGUUACAGGUCUUCUUCCCACUCAUGUGAAGACAUUCUCACACCACUUUCUCAAACUUAAAAGAACACUUGGGCACUUCUCUUGCAAAAUGUCACCAUCACUUUGCCCCUUUCGUUAUUUAGUAGUAUGUGUGUUUAUCAAUCUUCCUCAUCCCCCACUCUCUCCCUCUUUUGGAUCAUUGUAGCAUAAUUAUAUUAUAGCCAAGAAGUCGUUAAUAUUAUGUUUGUGUUGGUUUUCCUAACCUAGGUUCAUCAUGUGUUGUAUUGUAAGAGCUAAGUUGAGUAUUCCAACAAAUUUGUAAAUACUAGUGUAGUUUGUGUUGGAGUCACUAUCAUGAUGUUUAUUUCCUAUGUGUCACUUUAGACUUUAGAGCAAUUCCCAUGUUCGUUUUCCA